Messenger RNA from Bicyclus anynana (squinting bush brown), 4718 nucleotides. RefSeq names its product protein vein (gene vn). NCBI's taxonomy places the organism in Eukaryota, Metazoa, Arthropoda, Insecta, Lepidoptera, Nymphalidae. Gene Ontology annotation, cellular component: plasma membrane. The record is from RefSeq and is a predicted model, not a curated record. Gene Ontology annotation, biological process: homophilic cell-cell adhesion. Bases 84 to 1025 code for a protein of 313 amino acids. The transcript is spliced from 5 exons.
CGCGGCGGCCGGCCAGUCGCGCGCCGGCUGCCGACGUGCGAGGGUCGCACGAGUGAGCGACGCGCGAGCGCUGCGAUGGCGCGAUGAAGACGUGCGGGCGCGCGGCGUUUUGCUGGGCCCUGCUGUGCCUCGCUGGCAGCCUGGCGGCGCCGCGCCGCCUCUACUGCGAGCGGGCGGACGUCGCCUGGCGCGCCUACCGAGCCCCCGCCGCCUUCGAGGCGCGCGUGCAGUCGCUGGCGCGCGACGCCGCCACCGUGCAGGUGGGCCGCGUGCUGCGGCGCCAGGGCCGCUGGCCGCGCGAGGACGCCGUGCUGCGCCUCAAGCUGCCCGAGCAGCCCCGCGAGUGCGCCGGACGCUUCGAAGUGCCGCUGCAGAACCGAAAGAACUAUAUCGUGUUCGCGGAGAGGCAGGGCCACGCCGCCGUGGCGCUGGGCCCGCCGCUGCGCAGGACUGCCAAGUUGAUCCGGAGGAUCCGCGCGGUCUACCGGCCCGGCUACAGCAGCCCAGCGCGGGUGGAGCCGAUGCAGUCGGUGCGCGCGACGCGCGGCGGCAAGGUCCGGCUGGAGUGCCGCGCCAGCGCGCGCCCGCCGCCGCGGAUAGCCUGGUACAAGGACGGCCGGCCCGUCGCAGACAUUGCUUUAAGGAGGUUCCGAGUGCAGAACUAUAGGCGGCGCUCGGUAUUAGUAAUAAGACAUGCGCGUCGCGAGGACACCGCGACGUACGAAUGUAGGGCGCAGGGUGCGGUGGGGCCGCCGGCCGUCGCCGCCGCCAACGUCAGCGUCCUACCACCGGCCACGAUGGCGCCAGAUACCCCCCCCGGCGCUCCGUGUCCGAUGCCCGAUCCUGCCUCUUACUGUCUCAAUGGAGGCACUUGUUUAUUCUUCGAGCUUGUUCAGGAACAAGCUUGCAAAUGCCCGGAAGGCUUCACCGGGCAACGCUGCGAGAUCAAGGACGUUUUGAAUAGGAACAGUAUGUAUCAUUCCUACACAUGCAAACUGGGCCUCUCCACGUCCUACUACUGCUAGCCGUACAGUCGGCACAACCCACCUGUUCCAAUUUUAUCUUAGCAACACACGGACUGCGCGCGAGACAUACAACAUGGUCUGAGGUUAUUUAUUUGUUAUUACCACAGAAUAGAGAAUGAUACAGAAUGAGUCAGUGAAAACAAUGGAACCCAUAAAAAAACAAAAGUCACGCGUACGUCUCCUUGACAUACGCUUAAUGUUGCUAUUUACCAUAUACCUUUUUUCAUAAUUUGUAUUUCAAAAUUUAUUACGUAAAUUAAUAUCAUAAUAGACUAAUAGUCAAUAACCUUUAAAAAUACUUCUUUUUAUUAUUUCAGUUUUUGUGAACAGUUUUCAAAAUAUUUAAAAACAUAAGACGCCAUUUAUCUUGAAUAAUAUUGAAAAUUACUGAUGCGACGCCUUGUGUCGUACCUACUGACUCGUAGUAAUUUUUGAAUUUGUAUUUGGAAUGCCACUGCCGUGUUUAGUGCGCUCUAUCUGCCUAUUAUUCUUUAAUCUGUGGUUACUACAGACAUUUUCACGGGGACAAUGGUCUCGAUUGAGAUACACAAAUCUUGCACUAAACAUAACUGUUUUUGUAUGACUGUAGUAUCUAAUUAUUCAAACAUAUUUUUUAUGUAAUUUAAUUAAAAAAUAGUUAUUAGUUUACCUGAAACAUCUCUUUUAGGUAAACUAAUCAGUAGGUACUAUAUUGCUUUAGCGAUAACGCUACUUAUCAAUAAAAACGCCUUUCUAUUCUAUUUCUUUAAUACAAUUUUUCUGUUGUAAUACUGGUAUUUGUAUAUCAGUCAGAAAAGUCGUUUCGUAAUUUAUGAAUAAUUGGGAUUUCUAUCAUAGUAAUAAUAUGAUCAAUCUUCUUUUCGGCUCCCCAUAUAUUAAUUAUUAGGCAUAGAUUUAACAAAGUUACUAAGCAAUAGUCAAAAGCAUCAAUUCCCUUUUCUCAUUGUAUGAAAUAAUGUUAAUUUAAUUAAUUAACUUAUGACUUUACAUUAUUUAUUAUCAUGUUCUAGAUAUAAACAAUUAUUACAGCAUCGCUCAGAUCCCCAUGUUUUAUGUCUCCGCCGCAGUGUUUGUAGGAAUUUGAAAAUAUUAUAAUUAUUACACAGUUUUAUAAUUGGUUUACAUACGAUCGUGAUCCAAAAGUAAUUUAUUGUAAUGUUAAAAUAUUUUCUUAGUCCACAAACGAUUAGCGAAAUUAGACAAUGCUUGAAUAUUAUAUUUAAUUACUUAUUUGCAUAUAAGUGAAUGCGAUUGUUUUGUUAUUAGGGCCAGCUGUUUCAAUGGCCAUUAUAUGACUUUUUAUAAUGAAACUCAUGUGCUUCGUACGCGAAACGAAACACCAUGUAGAUUCUAUUUAUAAUAGAGAAUAGAUUUUUUUAUCACACACACCGCGCUUUAUUUCCUUUUACUAGUUAAUUUUCAGUAAAAGCUUUAAAUUAUUGUAGAUUAAUAUAAAAUGUAAUUUAUAAAUAGCUGGCCCAGUGAGAUUAUAAUUUUAAGUAUAGUAUGGAAUAACUAGCACUGAUGCAGUUUUUUUUUAAAUAAGCAUUCGCCGAGCGUGCAAUACCCUCGCGAGGUAUAGGUAGGUCAGAUCUUUUACAGAUUCCUAAGGUAAUUUAUUUAUUAAGUAAAUAAUUCUACAAACAUGGCAUGAGCCAAAGAGCUCAUUAUCAGCAAUUUAGUCGCGUCGCGUAUUUCAUGUUUGCUCGUGCAAAAUUAUUAAUGGGUUGAUGGAAGAUGGAGGGUGGAAAAAGAAUAUUUGAAUUUCCUCUUAAAAUACCUAACUAAAAUUUGAUUAUAAAAAUAACUUUUGCGUUUAUAAAUAAGUCAAUUAUUAUUUUUUUUAUUUAGAGUUAUUUUUUUUUAACUUGUAAGUCACUCAAAAUCACGUUAGUAGGUAUUAGAACAAUAAACAAUUAAUUUUUUUUAAUAAAAAAGUACUCCAUCUUACUUUUUUAGUUACACUCCAAAAUGUAUUCGUUUUUGAAUUUUGUAUUUGAAACCGCUACGACACCGUCGUGUUCCAUGCGCUCUAUCUGCGCAUUAUUCUUUAAUCUGUGUUUUAUAAUUACAAUACUUGGAUUUUUUUCUAUGUUCAACAGAUUCCUAUCUACUACUAGUUUCUUGUGAAACGAUUUUAUGCAUAUUUAUUUUAAAGUACCUAUAUAAUUGAUUAAAAUUUAUAAAAUAACAUUUUUUCAAGGAUAAAUUUACCUUUAAUUUUUUAGAUACUUAAUAGUUUUGCUCGGGCAAAAAUUAUGUAAAUACACGCGUAUUUUAUUUCGAUUUGUAUUCGAAGUUGUAAAUAUUUUACAAAUAUUUGUAAUUUUGCAAUUUUUUUUACUUUGUUAUUAACUAAUAUAAGGUUUGAUAACUCAUUUUAGUAGGUAAAUAAUAUUAUUCUGAUGAAGAGACUUGCAAGUUGUGUACAUAUCUACUAGGAUAGGAUUUUUUUUUAAAUAACACCCAACAUAGAUUAUACCCGCUCGCUAUAACCCUAUAUUUAUUAUAUGCGCUUGGAAUUUCCUACAUUUAAAUAAACGACGAGAACAAACCUUGAUUUUUUCUGUUGUAAAAAAAAAAAUUGUAGCCAAUUUUACUUUUUUCUGUUUCUAAAGCGGGCGCAUUCAGGUACAAACAGUAAAGUCGAUUUUUAUUAAUCUCCUAAACCAGAUGUACUCCCCCUAGUCAAACAGCAGUUUUAAUACAUAAAACCCUAGAUAGGCAUAUAUAAAUUAAUUUAUGUAUAAUUAUUAUACGAGUGUGGAUUUGGAUGGAUGCAUGUGGAUAUAGCGAAAUGUCUUGCAGCUUGGCAACUUCGUUGAUGACACUGCCAUUAUAUGCGGGCGACAGGGAAGGGAAGAGAGGCUUUUAAAGUGGGGUGCAUCAGUUGUGGGUUUAUCUGUCAUCGCUACCCGCCUCCCGGCCCCCGCGAACCAUCGGGAGUAUUACGAACGAACUUGCCAAGCUAUAACUGACAACUUUUUCUUGUAUCGAAAAUAAAUAGGUCAAUUCAUAGAAUAACUGAUGAAAAUUCAGGAUUUAGGACAACAUUUAGGAGGACAACAUUUAGCUAAAAUAUGUACAUUUUGUAUAAUUCUUCUUGAUCAAAUCUUAAUAGAAAAUUCAACUUAUUUACGAAUACGGAUCAGUAAUGUUGCCAGUUAAAAAUCUUUGCGAAACGAAAUAUAUACGGGAUUUAUAAACGACAUUAUGGUUAAAUUUCAUCACUCUUCUUUAGUUAUUCUGUGUGUUAGUACCUAUUAAUUUUCUCACUAUGUGGGACCGAAAUUAUUUAUUCAAUUUACGGUUUUGUUGUAGGUUUUCUUAAUUAUUCAUUUUGUAUAAAGUUCUUCUAUAAGUUCACUAUUUAUAUUAUAUAAUUUUAACUAGAAAAGGGACUAUUUAUUUUAAUUCUGUUUGUGGAUUAUAGGGCAUUACAAUUAUUAUCAUUUAAGUCAAAUGACGUCAUAAGUAGGUACGUUAUAAAAGUUUAAAUUUUGCCUUACAAAUUAUUGCUUUUCAUCUUUGAAAUUUCAGACUUUUCAGCUCUGGAUAUUUAUGUUGUAUGACGUCAUUUUACUUAUUUCUUUAGUCUCACAACAAAUACUAAGAAAGAUAUUGUUUUAAUGUAACGAGGAUACCAAAAUCACAAUAAAAGAAUGAGUGUUGGAAUUAACAGAAAGGCGAUAA